CUUUCUCCAAAUACUGAGUUUGGUGCCCUGAAGCCAGCCUCUGCUCGAGGCCGACUUCCCCCAGUGAGCCCCUUCUCUCGCCAUGACCCCAUGCGUCGCAAGGUUAUUCAGCGUGCUGGAUCACUCACCAAAGAGUUCAGUUGUGAAAGGGGGCAUACGCCUUCGGUGUUGCUUCAAGAAGACUGCAGCCUUCCUCACGAGCACUUGGCCAAGUGUCGAGCUCAUAAGUCGGUCAGUUCGAUUUCAUUGAUAUUCUUUUAA
Molecule: messenger RNA, 261 nt
Organism: Protopolystoma xenopodis
Lineage: Eukaryota; Metazoa; Platyhelminthes; Monogenea; Polystomatidea; Polystomatidae
Source: the annotation of a GenBank genome assembly